ACUGUGCCACUGAUAUAUAGAUAAGCGGGUGGCGGCAGCCUUGAUUUACUUCAGUUUUAUUUCUUUUUCCGCGCCAAGCUCCUAGAUUUUCAUUUUUUGGCGUUCAAUAUGGGGUUUGUAGACUUUAUAAAAAGUCUAAAACUUCGAGAAUGGGUCAACAUUGGAUUCUUCUUCGUAUCCCUUGCCAUGCUGAUUGCUGGAUCUGUAAUGUUAGGUGUGGCGAUUGCAAGUAUACCACCCAUGCCACCUAUGCCUGAAGACAUUCCUACUACAACGCCUGUGCCGACAAUCCAACCAGUCGUAAUUUUCACGACUUCUCUUGUAGCCGGAAUUUCAUGGAAUUCUGAUUAUGCAAAUUCGAAUUCAGAUGCUUUCAAAACUCUUGCCACUGGAAUUUCGACAAACAUCUCAAAUGCCUACACAAGCCCAACAAAUUCAUUUGGCUCAGCACCGCUCACAACUCAAAUUAAUGCGUUUACCCAAAAUCCAAAUGGAGUUAACUUCUACGCUGAGCUGAUCUUCCCGGAUACAACAGCAACACCAGCAUCUGUUAUAAAUGCACUUUCGUCGCAGGGUUACCUGACCAACGCAUUCGUGUCUUCAACAUCGCAAUGCUCGGGCCUCAUUCCUCCUACUCAACCGGUCAAUCCAUCUGUUUCUCCAUCUGUACCACCAUCAAAUAUGCCGCCCACUACCACAGCUCCUAUGAAACUUGGCGCAGUCUGUGAUUCAUCUUCCACGCCAUUCAGAAACAUUUUCUUGGUUGACGUAUCCGUGCCAAUUAUUGGAACGCUGGAUAAUAAGCUGGCAAUGAUUUCGAACUACUUGAGUAAUGCUGCUUCAUUGGUAAACUUAGAUCAAAAUACUAAUUGGAAUAAUCAAGAGUUCCGGCUUGUUGUUUAUGGAGCAAAUGAGCCAACGCCGAUGGGACGUGCCCGCAACCAACCAGCCUGGGCUUCCAUCGUUGCCAACCUCAACUCGUCAAUUGUGAACCCAACUGGUGCUGAUGGACAUCAACUCACUGAUGCUCUUCGUUUUGUAUACAACAAUUACCGGCCGAUUCCAGGAGUUGCUGGAAAUAUCAUUGUUGUUGGAGAUGGAUUCGACUUCGAUGAAGCUCAAUCCGCUUCCCCAAUUGCCAGUGCUCUCAAAAGCCAAUACUUCUUCUCUCUCGGCUUCAUCUUGAUGUCCACUUCUCAAGCCCAACAAGGAGUCGUUAUGCAGUUGGCAACCGAUUAUUCUCAUUUCUACCCGAUCGACACAGUCGACUAUCUUAUGAAUCCAUCAGUCCUUCAAACCCAAGCUCAAUGGAUCUGUGCAGCAUUCUACCCGACUGCAGCCCCACCAACGCCUCCACCAACCAGACUACCACUGAUCACUACAAUCGGAACUACCACGAACCCGGCUGUCAGGACUACAGUAAAUCCAUUGUUCCCACCAAUUGCUUCUUGUAAACAGAAUGUUCUAUUCUUGAUCGAUCAAUCACAGACUCUUCUACUCAGUGGAUAUAAUAGCGCCAUCCAAUUUGCCAAAAACACUGCUACCUCACUAUCAACAUACAACUCUCAGACAACUUUUGCGUUUAUUAUUUACAACCAAGUUGUUAUCGCAGAAUCGAACGGGUACACUGAUCUUCAAACUUUCACCGGUGCAAUUAGCAAUGCAGGCCAACAACUUGGUACUUCAGAUGUUACUGUAGGAUUCAAUGAAGCUCUCAACUUUAUCAAAACGAAAUCUCAAUACAACGACGACUCCGUCACUUCCCUCCUCUACUAUAUCACUGAUGGAACGGAUUACGCUGGACUAGUCCCAAAAGUUAUUAACACCACCCUAACUAUUAGAUCUCAAUUGCAAACAGAAGUUAUUGGAGUUGAUCUCAUCGAAACUGUGCAGAGCAAGCAGAAUGUGCAGAAUGCCACUCAAUUUGGAGUUUACGAUGGCUACAGUCAGUCAAUCUACGUUGGAGUGAGCCAACCAAAUGGAAUUCUCGAUGCGAACAUUUUGAACUCAACAAAUCAUCAGUUGAGAUGCAAAGACUACUCAAAUUGUUAUACUGGACUCACUUUUGUCAUUGAAACUUCUGAAGCUGAGGGAGCUAAUUACAUUGAUGUGGAAACCCGUGCCGUAUUGAAUGUGAUGAGCCAUUACCAGUCCAUGAUUUCUCCGUUCAAAAUGUCGGUGUCAUUGGUGUACUUCUCAUCUCCAGACAACCUGGCCCCUAACCAAUCCGGUCAAAGUGCAGUGCUUCUUGAUCAUGCCACCGACGGAAACUCUGCUAUAAACACAUUGAAUAACACUAAUUUGCCAAUUGGUGCGGCUUCUGAUCUUCAACUCGGAUUCUCCCUGACCGCCAACAAUAUCAGAAACGGCUACCUUCAAAAUAACAACCUAGUCAUCUUCUUCGCCCGUGGUAACUACGAGAAGCUCUCCAACUGUUGCCCAGAUCCUACUGCUGACGCCGCCGCCGUCAGACAACUAGCCACUGUUCAAGGAGUUGUGAUCGGACCCUAUUCUUCUAAAAACCAAUUGGACGCGCUAACUGGCUCAAACUCAAUUGACGCAAAUGCAAUCAUGGGAUCUUCUCCUUUGAAUACAACAGACAGCCGUGCAUCAGUAGCACAGAAAAUCUCCGAUGCAAUUCUACCAGUGGUGGAUAAUUUCAUGAACAAUCAAUAUUGUCCAGGAAUUCCUCAAUUUGUCAACCCACCUUGCGAGGACCCAAUCGACACACUGAUCCUCCUUCACGCCAAUAACCAGAACAACUGGAACAACAUCCUCAACUUCACCGCUUAUCAGCUGAUCCCUGACCUGCUAGGUGCCACUGGAGCAGUUUCUGGAAGAGCACUCACCUCAUCGACACCAAUCAAUUUUGCAAUUGCUUCAUACUACUAUUUGGAUGUGUUGAUUCAUGCUGAUUUCACAUAUCUCCUGAGCCCAGCAGAUUAUCAAAGCUUGGUUAGUUCUAUCACAUUCCGGCCCACACAAGGAACUGCUACUUUGUCUACAGCUUACAAGAAGGCAAUUGAAAUCUUCCAAGACGGAAGAAACUACGCCAGUAAAAAUGUGAUUCUAAUCACGGACAGAAUGGACAUUAGUGACAUGGAGAAUGCAUUCUCGGAGCACGACGCCAUGGUUCAGCUUGUUGGAGGUUACACAUCUGCUCUCACAAUCAAUACAAACACUAUUCCGGGAGCUGAUUAUCAAGUCAAUAUUAAUGCAUAUCAGCUCAGCGGCUACAACAAAUACUCAGUGAGACAACUGGCCAACUCCCUCACUCAACAUACUUGCAUUUACCUUCCACUUCAACCUCCAACUCAACAGCCAGCAUCGCCAAGUCCAACUCUGCCUGGUCCAAUUCCAGUUGUCAAGGCUAGAAGUGUUUGGCCAGAUAUCACUCUGUUAGUCGAUACAUCUUCAAGCCCAGACAACGCGAUGACAGAUGUCUACUUUGAAAAGAUCCGUACUUUCCUUGACAUCCUUCUGAUCAAGUAUUCAGUGGGAGAGAAGGGAUCUAGGUUCACACUAGCCACGUUUGAUGGAACCACUGUUGAGUACUCUUGCAUCUUUGUUCAGACCAAUAACUACUACGACCUGAGCUCCUGCAGAAAUGAGAAGCUAUCUCUGUUCUCAAGAUCCCAUCAGAAUUAUAGGGAUGUUGCAAGUGUUCUUGCUAAUGUUCGACAGAAUGUCUAUGAAAAUACAACUUCUGGCUACAGAGCACUUAAUGAGAACUUCCUCGUGCUCUUCACGCUUGGAUCGUCAUCUUCCUCUGUAUCCCAGGAGCUGUCGAACCUCCAACGCAAGGGUAUUCGCACAAUUUCCAUUGGCCUCUCUUCAAAUAUGACUCCCUCGGCUCUAUCUUCAUUUGCUCAGAAUGCAUUCAUGGUAUCCGAUUGGAACUCUUCCUUCACUGGAAUCGACACAAAUUACAACUUGGCUGAUAGAAUCUAUCAAAUGACAACUAAAAAGCGUACACCAUCUACGUCGAAUUUCUUCGGAAAUUUGAUUUAUGUUGUUGACCAAUCCGGAAAUAGUUAUGCGGAUCAUAGCAAUAUUGUACAAUUUGUGUCAGACUCCGUGACUCCAUUCCUUGUGGGAAAUAUUAAAACUCAAAUCAGUAUUGUGCCAUUCUCUGACAAUGUCAUUGCUCCAUUGCAACUCUCUUCAUCACAGCUGGCUGUGGAUCAAUACCUGACAUCAUGGAAGUCCUCAAUGUCGUCUUCAUCCUACACAGCCAAUGUUGGAAAUGCAAUUCAAUACGUGUCAAAUAUGAUUGGAAAUCAACCAGACCGCCCAACUUAUAUUAUUUACGUUGUUGGAUCCACGAAUCUUACCGGUACGUCUUACUCGAAACAGCUCCUCUCCGGGCAGCAACUAUACGUGGCUAAUUACAACCAGUCAGCAAGCACCAAUUUCCAGGAGCUGGUUUAUUCGUCGAACAAUGUUUUCUCUGUCUCCUCAAGCAUUCAUCUUCUCAAUCGUGUGGUAUCGAUGCAAGUUUCUACACCAAAUCCAGUUUUGGCACUUUCCAAUAGAAUCUAUAGUGACCAACAAUCAGAAGAUAGUAUCACGUUCCCAACGUCCUCAAUUGCCGCCGACAUCAUUUUCCUUCUGGAUGAAACUGGUCUCACUGACUCUGAUUUUUCGAUCAUGAAGUCUUUCCUUCAAGACUUCACAUCCAAAUUCUCAGUCGGUCCAUCUUCCACACAAUUUGCUCUUCAGACAUAUAACGGAAGAACCAUUCCUCAUGACGGUUUCCAUUUGUUCGAGUCAACUAGCAAUGACGUUGUGAAGCAGAGAAUCCAACAGCUAACACUGGCCAAGGCCACUGAAAACUCUACUGACGCAGAUUUGGCAGGAGCUAUUGAGCAGGAAAUCUUCUUCUUCCUCACUGAGGCCAACGGAUGGAGAGAUGACGUCACCACUUAUACAAUCAUUUUAUCUCACGCCGAUAGUUUCUAUACAAAAGAUACUGGCACUGCAAUGCAAAUCAAGAACUUGACUUCUGUAUUUGCUUUGGGGCUCAACAACCAGAGAUUUGACUAUGUUAGAAAUUUCACAAAUACAGGAUUUUACGAGACUGUCAGAAAUGUUUCUAGUCUAUCGAUCAAUUCUCCAGCAGUCAACGAUCUCUUGGUAACUCUGAACAAUGAUUACAAGAACACCAUCUACCCAACACCAAUUUCCGGCAAGGAUGCUGUUAAGGCAGACUACAUAUUCCUGGUGGACAGUGCUCUUGGAGAAGGCUAUACACAGAAUGUGCAGAACUUCUUGAACAGUUUUAUCACUAAUGUUGGUAACUUUACAUCAACUGGAAAUGAUACGAAGAUGGCUGUGGUGACAUAUGGAAGAUCCGUGAACACUGUGUGGAGUUUGACGGAUUUACAAGAUGUGACGUCACUGAGAAUUCAGAUUUCAAACUUCCAAAUCACCACAUCUUCUGGAAUAAGCAACUUGAGAAGAGGAAUCGACUCAAUUAUUCUCAACGAGCCAGAGUUUGGUGUGGAUCCUAACCGGCCCAACUAUAUUAUUGUUAUUACUGGAUCAGAGACAAUCUCACCUAACAUCGACGGUCCAACAUCAAGACAUCUCAACACUAGAUACUCAACUUAUGUUAUUCAGACAAACUUUGAUAACAGCACAUUUUCUUAUACACCACAGGUUCUCGGAACACAACUGACCUCUGAUAGAGUGGCCCACAGCCCUGACUUAUAUUUGAACGGUGAUCGAUUAGGCGGAUUUGUGGAUUGGAUUUCAAAUGAAUACACGGCCUGGCAGCUCACGUUCCCAAACAAGUUAUAGAUAUAUAGAUAUCUUGUGAAUACUUUAUACUAUUUGUUAUUUUCUUUUUUUUUUAAAUAUCAUCUUGCAAAUUGUCAUUUGUUAUAGAAGUUGAAAUAAAUAAGAAAACCAAAC
Messenger RNA from Caenorhabditis elegans, 5916 nucleotides. RefSeq names its product VWFA domain-containing protein (gene R193.2). The record is from RefSeq and is marked reviewed. Bases 109 to 5802 code for a protein of 1897 amino acids. NCBI's taxonomy places the organism in Eukaryota, Metazoa, Nematoda, Chromadorea, Rhabditida, Rhabditidae. The transcript is spliced from 37 exons.